Papaver somniferum (opium poppy) is the source of this 1474-nucleotide messenger RNA. RefSeq names its product caffeic acid 3-O-methyltransferase-like. Gene Ontology annotation, molecular function: S-adenosylmethionine-dependent methyltransferase activity; protein dimerization activity; O-methyltransferase activity. Gene Ontology annotation, biological process: methylation. NCBI's taxonomy places the organism in Eukaryota, Viridiplantae, Streptophyta, Magnoliopsida, Ranunculales, Papaveraceae. The coding region runs from base 193 to 1323 and encodes 376 amino acids. The transcript is spliced from 2 exons. The record is from RefSeq and is a predicted model, not a curated record.
CAAGCAAAGAAAAGAGAAAGAAAGGGAUUGGGUAGGUGAAGAUAUCUACAGUGAUUAGAAACACAAGAAGCAAAAAGAAAAGAUAUAUAAGUAUCACUUUCCUCAUUCUUCUCUCCAACUCACAAAUUCUCCACUUCUCCUCCUCCAAUUCUACACCCAAUUUCCUGAUCAAUCAAACAGCUAUAACUCAAAAUGGGUUCAGGCCAUCACAGCAAACACAAAGGUGAUCAUCAUGAAGAAGAAGAAGAUUCCAAAGAUAAACAAGAAGAACAAGCAUGUAUGUUCGCAUUACAAUUGGCUAGUGCAUCAGUACCAGUGAUGGUAUUGAGAGCUGCAAUUGAAAUGGAUGUUUUGGAGAUAAUGAACAGAGCUGGUCCAGGUUCUGAACUUAGUGCUGCGUAUAUUGCAUCGCAGAUUCUUAAUGUUACGAACCCGAAUGCUAGUAUCAUGCUUGACCGUAUGUUGAGAUUAUUGGCUAGUUAUAAGAUUCUUUCUUGUUCUGACAGAACUCUUGAUGAUGGCACAACUGAGAGAGUCUAUGGUCUUGAACUUGUUUGCAAGUUUCUUGUUAAGGAUGAUGAUGGUGUUUCAAUGGCUCCUUUGCUUCUGAUGAACCAGGAUAAGAUCUUAUUGGAGAGCUGGUUCCAUUUGAAAGACGCGGUUGUUACCGGCGGUAUCCCAUUUAAUUUGGCAUACGGCAUGAACGCAUUCGAAUACCCAGCAACAGAUGCAAGGUUCAACACGGUGUUCAACAAAGGAAUGUCAGAUCACACCGCAAUUUUCAUGAAGAAGAUUUUAGAAACGUACAAAGGUUUCGAAGGUAUAAAUUCCAUCGUAGACGUUGGCGGAGGCGUCGGUGUCAGUCUAGACAUGAUUCUCACCAAGUACCCAUCCAUGAAAGGUAUUAACUUCGACUUACCUCACGUAAUCAAAGACGCUCCAGUUUACGAAUCCGCAGUCGAACAUGUCGGAGGAGAUAUGUUUGUGAGUGUUCCAAAAGGGACUGAUGCUGUAUUCAUGAAAUGGAUUCUACAUGACUGGAGUGAUGAGUUCUGUACCAAAGUUUUGAAGAAUAUUCAUGAUGCUUUACCUGAACAUGGUAAAUUGAUACUAGUGGAAUGCAUUAUUCCACCAACAUGUGAACCAACUCUUGAAGCUUUAGGUGUUUACCAUGUUGAUAACAUGAUGAUGGCUUAUAACCCUGGUGGCAAAGAAAGGACUGAGAAAGAAUUUGAUGCUUUGGCUAAAGCAACUGGAUUUUCUGGUGUUAAGCUUAUCUGUUCUGCUUUUAACACUUGGAUUAUGGAGUGCCACAAGAAUUAAUUAUGUCCGUCCAGUGUUUGUGCCUAUUUCCAUGAUCAGUUUCUUUUGUUAAUUUUGCUUUUCUGGUUUUAAGUUUCUUUUAUCUUACACUUUUUAUUUAUGUAAUGAUCGAUCAAUUUAAUAAAAAAAUAAUUGUGUUUAUGUUCGAACA